GAAUUUCAGAGAAACGAUUCUUUAGAGCUGAGAAGACAAAAUAAAAGAUUGUUCAUUCUUUGAAGAAACAAAUUAUCGGUUUGGCCAUGGGUGAAUCUGCUGUUCUGUUUCAUUCAUAUUCGUUCGCUGCUCCUCUUUCUCGUAAUGAAUCUCCUGAGUUGCAGGAUAAUCCGAUCCAUGCGCUUAGCGAAUCAGUCUCCUUUGGUAGGUUCAUGACAGAGAAUCUUGAAUGGGGAAAAUGGUCAAGUUUCUCGCACAAGAAGUAUGUCGAUGAAGCCGAGAAAUACUCUCAGCCUGGAUCUGUUGCUCAGAAGAAAGCUUUCUUUGAGGCUCAUUACAAGAAAAUAGCUGAAGCCAAGAAAGCAAAAGCUUCAGAUGAAUCUUCUGACUCAAAACAACAACAACCAGAAAGUGUUGCUGUGUUGCUAAACACUUUGGAGACAUUGACUAAGGAUGAGGUUAAGGAAGAAGAGAGUGGUGAAACUGAUUUAGUCUCGACUAGUGAAGAGUUGGUGUUGAGUAUUGAGAAAGAUGAAGAAGAAGAACCCGAAAGAACAAAUGUUGUUGUGGUUAUGGAACGAGAAGACGCUGUGGUGGAUAACUCGUUAGCCAAACAAGUGAUUGCAGAUGAUAUACAAGCUGUUCUUGAAGUGCUUGAUGAGAAAGAGAGUCACACAGAGGACAAAGAGUUGUUGAAGAAGAAGAGAUGUUCUGUUGGAGAACAAGAAGAAGAGAGAAAAUCAGAAACAAGGGACAAAGCAAUGGAGCUUGUUUUCUCACAGAAGAUAAGUGAAAAACCGACAACUCAUAAUAGUUCGGUGAAGAAGAUCCAAAAACCAGUGCGUCCGAGAUACAGUUUCUUGAACUUCUUGAUGGGAAACAAUAAAACUCAAGAUCAGAACCCGAAGAGAAAAACGGAUAAGAAACCAAACAAACCGUUUCUAUGUCUUUGCUUCAAUCCUGAGAUGGUUGGGGAAACAGAAGCGCCAGCCAAAACACAGAGGAGGAAUCUCUGAGAGUAAAGGUAGAUUCUUUAUCUGUUGGCUUAAAAGCUUUUAGAAAGAUCUGUCCUCGGAUUCUAGUAUGGUAAAAAGAGAAUCUUUGAGUGCACAGUA
This is a messenger RNA of Eutrema salsugineum, 1115 nucleotides long. RefSeq names its product protein WVD2-like 7. NCBI's taxonomy places the organism in Eukaryota, Viridiplantae, Streptophyta, Magnoliopsida, Brassicales, Brassicaceae. The transcript is spliced from 5 exons. Bases 87 to 1016 code for a protein of 309 amino acids. The record is from RefSeq and is a predicted model, not a curated record.